AUGCAACGUAAAAGGAAAUUAAUUCAAGAUCAGUCGAAUCUGCGAUUGAAGAUAAAAGAUAAGGAUCUCGAUUUGAGAAAUGGGUAUAAAAUUGCAGGAAAAGUGAAUAAUGAAAUUCGGGAACGAGCGAAUUGUUUCGACAAAUACUACAACAGCUUGCGACCUCGAAUGGAUAACGAAUGUGGAAAUCAGGCAGAGAAAAACGUGGAACAUCCAACUUUGCCGGGAAAAAUAGUGAAUUGUCGAAACCUCUGGUUUCGUGAAUUUUGGCAGCAGCAUCACAGGUGCACUUUUGGGCCAAAAAAAGAUGGCAAGCCUCAAUGCACUGGAAGGGAAAAGUUAAAAAAUUACGAGCAAGAAGGAUUAGUCCCUUUCGUUGUGGAUGCUGUUUAUGCAAUGGCUCAUGGGAUUCACAAUCUCAUCGAGGACGUGUGUGUCGAAACCUACGAAACCGAGCAUUAUUUAUGUGACAGUUUGAAACCUGCACCCCGAGGGCAACAACUUUUGCAGUACAUCCGCAAUGUCACUUUCGUGGGUCGCCAGGAAACAGAAAUUAGAUUUAAUGCCGAUGGUGAUGCCUACGGAUUUUAUAACAUUUAUCAAUAUCAACGAAGCGAGGAUGGACGGUUCAAUUAUACUCUCAUUGGUACAUGGAAAGAAGUAUUGGACUUCGAUGUCAAGAUGACCCAAUGGACGACGGGAGCUGGAGAGGCUCAUAUUCCACGGAGUACUUGCAGCGAAGAUUGCCCCUUGGGACACGUCCGCAAUUUUCAAGAAGCCUGUUGCUGGAGUUGUGUUCAGUGCCCUCAGGAGGCCUAUGUUUUCAACGACUUGUGUCAGAGAUGUGCUGACGGUUAUGCUCCCAAUGAAAACAAAACGAGUUGCAUAAAACUCACCCCUGAAGUCAUCCCCUGGACUAGCCCCUGGGCUAUAGUGCCUCUCGCAUAUGCUUCCAUUGGAAUCUUCAGCACUCUUUUCACAACUGCAGUUUUCAUCCGGUACAACAGAACUCCAGUAAUCAUGGCCUCUGGUCGUGAACUAUGUUACGUGCUUUUGGUUGGAAUCCUUUCCUGCUAUGGAAUGAGCUUCGUAAUACUGAGCAAACCAACUUUCUGGAAUUGCACCUACUUGCGAAUAGGACUGGGUCUGUGUUUAAGCAUCUGCUACAGCGCAAUUCUCACAAAAACGAACCGAAUUUCGAGGAUCUUUAACGAGGGUCGUAGGAUGAAGAGACCUUCCUUCACUUCCCCCAAAAGCCAGGUGGCUAUCACUAUCGGGCUCACGGCAGUUCAGCUUGUUGGUGCUAUAUUUUGGCUGAUAAUCGAACCACCAGACAUAAAGGAGAUCCAUCCUUAUCCCCUAACAGCAGUCCUGACCUGCAGGGUAUCAACUUUUUCACUCAUGAUGUCCCUCGUCUACAACAUGUUUCUCAUCCUCAUGUGCACUCUUUACGCCUUCAAGACCCGGAAGAUCCCGGAAAACUUCAACGAGGCCAAGUACAUCGGAUUCACUAUGUACUCUACUUGUAUUGUCUGGUUGGCUUUUGUCCCCAUCUAUUUCGGAACCAACAACGACUACAAGAUAGCGAGUAUGUGUAUGUGCAUCAACAUUUCAGCGACAGUAGCCCUAGGCUGUCUCUUAUCUCCCAAAGUGUACCUCGUUCUCUUCCAGCCUUACAAGAACGUCAGGUCCGGUCAAUCCCAUACAAGUGGUACUCAGGGUACCCAGCGUCCAGCCUACAGUAUGCGGUUUACAGCAACCCGUAGUCAGACAAUGGUGAGCGUGACGUCGGGUUCUCGGAGUAGCCCACCCCCGACGCUACCGCGAGUGGGCUCACGCAGUGGAGGUGGAGGCGGAGGUGAACCGAAGCAUGCGAAUGGGGAGCCUCAACAGAGCCUAGCCGCAAGCCCUUCCGUGGAGGAAACCUCCAUCAGCUAG
Messenger RNA from Belonocnema kinseyi, 1938 nucleotides. RefSeq names its product metabotropic glutamate receptor 2-like. The record is from RefSeq and is a predicted model, not a curated record. The transcript is spliced from 10 exons. Gene Ontology annotation, biological process: regulation of synaptic transmission, glutamatergic; G protein-coupled glutamate receptor signaling pathway. Gene Ontology annotation, molecular function: adenylate cyclase inhibiting G protein-coupled glutamate receptor activity. Gene Ontology annotation, cellular component: membrane. Bases 1 to 1938 code for a protein of 645 amino acids. Lineage: Eukaryota; Metazoa; Arthropoda; Insecta; Hymenoptera; Cynipidae.